AUAAUAGUUUUCGAGYAAGUCUCCAGUGGCUGCAGAGGAUUUCUCAUGCCAUUCCUUAAGCAAGGUAUUGGUCAAACAGCACUCACAUGACUUGGAGUUGAGCUGCAUUUUUGGUAAUGUCAGAGGAAAUGUUUGAAUUGGACCCUUGGGAAUGCUGAGAAUCGCGGGAAGAAGUUUUCGUCUUCCUCCCUGCAUUCCAGAGAGCAAAUAUUUUGCUGCAUCUCAGAACCUACUCGUGUGAAAUACUGGGCAGUUGAAAUUCUUUGCUUAUCACACCAGUGCCUCUAUUAGGAGAGGUUUUUUUUUUUUUUUUUCUCCCAGACUAGUGCACAUUGUAAUUUGGGAACACUUUUGCUGCUUGGGUAUUUGGUGACCUUACAGACAAAGGAUGUGAAGGAUGAGAARCUGCUUCUGGGAGAAAUGCCUCUUGGUAAUAUGAUUUUGCUAUGGGUAUUAAGGAUUUAUUCCUCACUGGGAGAACAGUUAGUUACUGAUGUYACAUAGGCAAGGUAAUGUUCAUGGAAAAUCCUAGUCUAAUUUGAGAUUCAGGAGGUUACUCUGAGAACUUCAUUAAAACCAUAGAACAAGAACACUAAAAUUUGUUGUAACUCCCCAUCUGUCACAGAAGUUUUUAACUGCUUUAAUAAAAAUACUUUUUUCCUUUUUUUCAUUGGGAGGUGGGAGGGAAUUACUCUCUUCUUGUCUUCAUUUCAGUUUUGAAAGUCACGGUGGUACGAUUUUUCUUCUAAAAACCUCAGAAUUUAACACUUUGCCUUCAUAUUGAAGCAUGCUUGGUUGCUCCAAGUUUCCGAAAAACCCCAAAUUAAUCAACCUUCAGCAAAAAACAGUCUAUAUUAAAACGCUUUUUUGAAUUUUACUGAUGUAUUGUGUGUUAAAAUUAUGAUGUGCAAGGGUUAGUUCAGCCUUUUCCUAAGAAAACAACUUUUUAUGAUGGUCAAAGAUUAGAAAUUCUGUUCAGGUUUUAUCUUUUACAGUGAAUCGAUAAAUUGCUGGUUUUCACCUUUUUUUUUUACUGUCUUGGUAGACAAAUGCAGCAAUAAAAAAWAAUAUCCUUUAAACUUUUAUUGGGAUCUCUUGCUGCCAGUGCUUUUAAAGGUUACAUUUCCUAUGUAAUGUGUGCAGAUGCUCCUGAAAGGCUGAUGGGCAGUUCUGACUAUGUCUUGGGCUAUCUUGGGUUCUCAGGAAGAGCUUUGGUUAAACAGGAAUUUUAACAUGCAAUCACCAUUAACUGUUUUAGAUGUAAAAACGUGAAAAAUAGAUUUUUAAAUUUUACUAAAGUAGAUGUAAAUAUUUGUAUUGACUAUUUUUGGACUCUAUAUUCCCUUUUAGUGCAACCUUUACUGUCACCUGAGAAUCAGAUGGCCUUCUUUGUCUUAAUCAUCAAAGCCUUAGAAAACAAAGUGGCUGUUGGAAGGUUGCUAUACCUGGGAAAUCUGAAGUAGUUCUCCUCAAACCAAACAGCACAGAACUCACAGGUUGCCAUGUUUAUGUUGCUCGUGUUUGGAUUACUACUGCAAGAAAUUCUGGCUAAUUCCCAAGCUGAAAAUCCUACUGAACUCCCAAGCAUUCAGGAAGAGCCAUUAUAUAGCUACAAAGCCAUCAACUUGCCAGAUGAGCACAUCCCCUACUUUCUGCACAAUAACCAGCASGUUGCUGACAUCUGUAAACAGGAUGCUCUUUGCCCAUAUAAAAAACACUUGAAGAAGCUAAAAUCCUGCUGGGGUUAUGAGAAAUCUUGCAGAUCAGAGAACAGGUUCAGUUACCCGGUGUGUGAUUAUGUUGAAACUGGAUGGGCAAGUGACAUCGAGACAGCCCAGCAAAUAUUCUGGAAACAAGCUGACUUUGGAUAUGUUCAAGAGAGGCUCAGUGAGAUGAAAACCCACUGUAAGCCUGCAGCAACAGGRGAUUCAUCUCUGACCUGUUCCCAGUACCUUCAGCACUGCAGAGCAACAAACUUGUACAUUGAUUUACGAGCUGUAAAGAGAAACCACGACAGAUUCAAAGAAGACUUUUUCCAGAAGGGAGAAAUUGGCGGUCAUUGCACCCUCGACGUUCAAGCAUUUUUGGCUGAAGGUCAGCGCAAGAGCCCUCUGCAGUCUUGGUUUGCAGAACUCCAGACAUUUACUGCAUUAGACUUCAGGCCUUUAGAAGAUGGGAWGUGUGACAUUGUUAUUGAAAAGCCAACAUACUUCAUGAAAUUAGAUGCAGGUGUUAAUAUGUACCAUCACUUCUGUGAUUUUGUCAAUCUWUACAUUACCCAGCAUAUCAAUAAUUCCUUCAGUACUGAUGUCAACAUAGUCAUGUGGGACACUAGCUCAUAUGGCUAUGGUGACCUGUUCAGUGAGACAUGGAAGGCAUUUACUGACUAUGAAAUAAUUCACCUGAAAACCUUUGACUCUAAAAGGGUGUGCUUUAAAGAAGCYGUGUUCUCUUUGCUGCCUCGGAUGCGAUACGGAUUGUUCUAUAACACUCCUCUGAUCUCUGGCUGUCACGGUACGGGGCUGUUCCGAGCGUUUUCUCAGCACGUGUUGCACAGAUUAAAUAUUACACAAGAAGGACCCAAGGAUGGGAAAAUUCGAGUCACCAUCCUCGCACGCAGCACAGAUUACCGGAAAAUAUUAAACCAGAAUGAGCUUGUGAAUGCCUUGAAAACAGUGUCAACACUGGAGGUCAAAGUGGUGGACUACAAAUACAAGGAACUUGAAUUUUCGGAGCAAUUGAGAAUUACCCACAACUCUGAUAUAUUCAUUGGGAUGCAUGGAGCUGGCCUGACCCAUCUGCUCUUCCUCCCAGACUGGGCUGUUGUGUUUGAGCUAUACAACUGUGAGGAUGAACGUUGUUACCUGGAUUUGGCAAGGCUGAGAGGCAUUCAUUACAUCACUUGGAGGAAAAGGAAUAAAGUGUUCCCUCAAGAUCAGGGACACCACCCAACACUGGGAGAACAUCCAAAAUUUACAAAUUACUCCUUUGAUGUGGAAGAAUUUAUGUAUUUGGUGCUUCUGGCUGCAAAUCAUGUUUCACAGCAUUCAAAGUGGCCGUUUAGGGUAAAACAUGAUGAAUUCUAAAUUAGACUUCUGACUGAAAUACUGUUUUUUAAUUAAUCACACAAUGGCCUGAGUUGGAAGGGAUUUUAAAGACCAUCUCAUCCCACCCCCUGCCAUGGCAGGGACACCUUCCACUGUCCCAGGUUGCUCUGAGCACUGUCCAGCCUGGCCUUGGACACUUCCAGGGAUCCAGGGGCAGCUACAUCUUCUCUGUUGUGCCCUGUUUGAGGCCCUCACCACCCUCACAGUAAAGAAUUUUUUCCUAAUACCCAACCUGAACCUACUCCCUGUCAGUUGGAACCCAUUCCCCCUUGUCCUCUCACUACCUGCCCAUAAAUAAACAAAUUUCCCCCAUGAGGGAAAUAACCCAUUAUUAAUUUGUCAGACCACUUCUUAGCACCAUACCUUGUCUUUAUAAUCCCUUUCUAAUCUCAGAGGUUUUGAUAUGUAAAAACUAUUUUUCAGACCUCUUUAUGGAUUUUUUGCACUGYAUUUUUGCAUUCCAAAUUCUGAAAUAGUCAUCUUUAUAUAARGAUAUGUCCACCCAUUUCAUGUAAGGUUUUCUGGGGUAAAUCCAGGGUCAGCAGACACUGCAAGUUUCUACUUUAAAUUUAGGAACUUUUUCAUGUUAGAGAGCACCGUCUGUGAUUUUGAAUUUAAAUAUGAACUUUGACUCUUCUCCCUAUAGCUACAAAUUCUCCAAUAAAACAGGUCUGCACAGUAGGUUCAGUCAGUCUUCUGUCUCAGAGCAGGUAAAUAUUUUGCUAAGUGAAUACUUAAAAUGUCAGGUAAUCUGGGCGUUUUCCUACUUUUUCACAUAAACCAGCACUAUGCAUUGGAAAACUUGAGCAAACUGGAAUAAAACUUGAGUUUUUUGAGGAUUCUAAAGGGAAUGGGCUUCUAGUUUUUUUAAAUGACAAAUGAUGAGGUAUGUAGGGUGUGUUUCAGCUGCAGCUAAAAGUAAUUCAUGAGGAACCUUGUUCUUGGAGUCACUAAAAGUCUUAACUGUUCAUAUUCUUGUUUCCUCAAAAUGUUGAAGAGUUAAUCCAGAAAACYUGUUAAAUGAAAUCUUUCCAAAGCCAGUAGCACAGUUCACUGUUUUCAGUGAAUAUUAAGCCAAAGCUGAGUUCUUUUUGAAAUUCCCCCUGGAGCUGGGAUGUUCUAGUGGGGAAAAUAUAGGUUGUAGUUCUGUUGUCUUAAGUGGGGCCAGAAGGAUGUGUAGAAUCAAGAUCAUUGAGAUAAAAACCAGGAGUUCAGUGUUAAAUUAUGGAUUUUUGGGGAAUGUAUCCCCAUGCUGCACUUACAAUUCAGCCAUACAGUCCCAGUGGCUCGGAGCAGGCACACAUUUGUAUGGAAAAGCAGGAGAGUUCUGGUAAAUACAAACAUUUCACCAGUCUAAUUGUGGGUGGUAUUGACUUGCCUUCCUCUGCAAUUUCACAGAGUGUAGGUGCAUUUACUGACCUGUCUGUACUGGUAGGGAUGAGUUACUGUAAGCACAGUCUUCAUAUAGAUCUCUCAUGACCUUAAUCAGUGUGUAGGGGUAGCUGGCUAGAGUUGAGACCUUCAUAUAUUUUGUGUGUGUGGUGCAAUUCUUCCUGGAGAGUGUUGUUUUACUGAGGGAGAAAACCCUUUCACUUUAAAGAACCAUAGAAGCAAAAUUGCACUUCUUCAUAGGAGGGAAAAAAAAAGCCCUUGAGCAAUGCCAUUUCCUGUAUUUGUAUGUGUGUGUGUUGGGGUUUUUACUUUGUGGGAUUUUUAAAAUAAAAAAAUGUUUAAAACUAAAGUCAGUAAAAUGCCUGAGUUUGAAUGAAACCAAGUCAAAGUAAAGAAGACAUUUAAUUAUGAACUGUGCACAUAAUUUUUUUAAUAAAAAGCUUUUUAAUUAAAAAAAAGUGUAAAAUCAUUGGUCAUAGUUUGCCAGAUUUUAGAGGCAAAUGUUUUAAAUAGUAUUAAUUGCAUGGAGUCACGUGUCUCUGCUUUCUCCUGCCCUGACAGCCUGAUGUCUUCAAGUCCAAAGUGAUGUUCAGGUCUAUUUAUUUGGGAAUCAUUCAGAGGUAAUGCUGCCAUCCUGCACUGCUGGCCUYAGUGCUGGGCAUUUGAAGAUUGUUUUUUGAGAAUCUUUGUAUGUAUUUAACUUCCUGUGGUGCAGGUGACGCUGCUGAAGGCAGUGAGUGAGUGCUUGAGUCUGCACAGAAACAGCUAAUGAGGAGCUGCUCUUUCAAGUGAUCACUAAAACAAAUGGUUGAACAUAUGUGUGGGGGAGAGGCUGCAGGGACUUAAUCCAAGGGCAAAAUAACCUGCCAACAUUCACCAGUUUCAGCAAAUUUGAGUGCAGUGUCAACAGUUGAUGGCMAACAUGUUAUUCAGCCUUUAUGGCUUAAUAUUGCUGCGAUGAAAAUGCUGUUUGUGUUGAUUGACUUUACAAACAGUCACGAAAUUUCCUUGGCAGCAGAAGGAAGUUUGGUUGGGUUUUUGGGUUUUGCCAAUAAAUCCUGGAGGAGUUUGGACAACAGCAAAGGUCAGGCUUGUGACUUAAAGAGUAUCUGGGCCAUCCUGGUCUGUCUGGAAGCUGGAAUUUGAGGGCAUCUAUAAGACUUUUGGGCCACUUGUUCUUAAGGCCGGAUAUAGUUUUGGGUUAURUUUUCCUAACAGACCAUGGGAAUCUUGAUCCUUUCUAUGUCUUAUUUUUAAAUUUUUUUUUAUUGAGCUCUGCAGUUUGCCCUUUAUCAAGUUUAAAGUCUGUGUUUAAGUGGCACGUUGGAUCACUGUGAUGAAUUCAGUUUUGGGAUUUCAUGUGAUGUUGCCAAUCCUGAAUGCUUUUGGGAUUGCCUGUGUUUAAUGUACAACGUAAACCGAGAGCUGGAUUUGGAAUAAAAAAUAAUUUAUGGAUGCAUGUGGUUUCUUUC
Malurus melanocephalus (red-backed fairy wren) is the source of this 5971-nucleotide messenger RNA. RefSeq names its product EGF domain specific O-linked N-acetylglucosamine transferase (gene EOGT). The transcript has 17 exons. Gene Ontology annotation, molecular function: protein N-acetylglucosaminyltransferase activity. Gene Ontology annotation, cellular component: endoplasmic reticulum lumen. Bases 1503 to 3086 code for a protein of 527 amino acids. The record is from RefSeq and is a predicted model, not a curated record. NCBI's taxonomy places the organism in Eukaryota, Metazoa, Chordata, Aves, Passeriformes, Maluridae.